Melanaphis sacchari is the source of this 762-nucleotide messenger RNA. RefSeq lists its product as uncharacterized. The record is from RefSeq and is a predicted model, not a curated record. The coding region runs from base 1 to 762 and encodes 253 amino acids. Lineage: Eukaryota; Metazoa; Arthropoda; Insecta; Hemiptera; Aphididae. The transcript has 6 exons.
AUGAAUGCAUUUGUCAGAAAGUUGGGUAAAGUUGACCGUGUGCACAUCGAAAAAGAAACCAGAGACCAGGCUAGUAGUGAGUUAUGGAAGCGGGAAAGACUAUCGAGGCUAACAGGUAGUAAUUUUGGGCGGGUGUGUAAAAUGCGUCAAAAUACAAGUUGUAAAAAAACAGUCCAUUCAAUAUUGUAUUCUAAUUUCACAUCCAGCGCAGUACAAUUUGGCAAAGAUAUGGAACAAAUUGCAAUAAACAAGUUCGAAGAAAUGUCUGGUUUUCAAGUAAAGCCUUGUGGAUUGCACAUUGAUGAAGAAUACCCGUACCUUGCCGCUAGUCCAGAUGGAGUCAUUGACAACGAUAGGCUAAUUGAAGUUAAAGCUCCUUAUGCGGCUAGAAAUACAAUAAAUUAUAUUCAAGCAGUAGAAACUGGAAAACUGAAAUAUUGUACGGUCGAAAACGGAAAACUAAAAUUAAAAAAUAACAACAUCUAUUACUAUCAGGUACAAGGACAGUUACAUAUCACGAAAAGAAAAUUGUGUUUUUUUAUUGUAUACUCUCCUCAAUGGAUUUCUGUGGAAGAAAUAAGUUAUAAUAAUAACUUUUGGACUUCUAAUAUGGAAGAUAAAUUACAAUCAUUUUACUGGAAUUGCUUACUGCCGGAAAUCGUGGAUCCAGCAUUUAAACAUCGACUGUUAAUUUCUGACAUACGAGAUCCAAAAACAUCUACCGUUAAAACUCCUAAAGCAAAAAAGAAAUUGUUCUCAUAA